UCAUACAGAGCGACAAGAUAAGGCGGGGCAAAAGCAGAGAAGUUGGGAAGUUUUGGAAGAAACAGAGAGAAAAAUGAAAAGGGAGAGAUGAGUCUCGCUCUGGCGGUGGCGCUUUCAGUUUCUCCAUCGGCGACUCCCGGAGCUUGCGGCGGAGGAAGAAGAAGAGUGAACGCCGCCGCGAUGUCGUCGGCGAGCAUGAGCAGUGGCCGGCCGUCGAAACUGAUGGAGUUUCCGCAUCUGACGGCUCCGCACAGAGAUCUGAUGGUGGAUCUGAUCCAGGCCGUCGAAGAUAGGCUGGAGGAUCAUCUUCUUCCUUCUGCGGUUCCUCCCGAUGUUGAAUUUUACCAGAAUCCGAGCGGCACUUCGCAGGGCACGCUUCUCUUCCGAUCUGGUUCUCCAAUUUCUCCUAUUGAUUUCAUGAUAGCAAGUUGGCUACACUUAAAGCAACCUCAGGGCGGCGCGUUCAACAUAACCAACAUCGCCGGCUACCUGAAAACCACAAACGACAUCCCUCAUUUCCAGUUCGAGCUGGUGCAAUGCAGCCCCAAUUUCGUGAUCUUCUUCCUCGACUUGAUCCCACGAAUCGACAUCACCCUCCGCCCGGACUACCUCGCUGCCUACUACGAGAACACCGGCCUCGAGCAGCACCGCCAGCGCCUCGCUGCCGUCCCAGAAGUAAGCCCCUACUUCUCGUCGUCGCUCUACUUCCGAAAAGUCGUUUCGCCGACGGGAAUUCUGGUGAGUGUGAAGUGCGAGUCGGGGCAGCGCGUGGACGAGAUCGUCCGGGAUCAGAUCGGGCCGAUCUCGAAGGAGGUUUUGAGGACAUGGAUGGAGCUGUGCCUGAAUGGAGGAGGAGGAAGAGAGAUUGCAGAAGAUGAAAAGAUUUUGUUGGAGAAGAGAGACCUUAUGAUUAAGAAGAAGGCAAUAGAGAUGGAUUUGAGCAAAACAAUGCCGUUGCAAUUUGGAGAAGAAGUUGCACACAGAGUUCUUCAAGUUAUUAGAACUGCUUUCAACACAGCUGCUUGAUGAUAUAUAUAGUUUUCUACAAGUGCUUUUUCUUAGUUUAGAUGUUUAUAUUUCCAUUGCAACAACUUUUUUUUAGCCUUGAUGUGAUCAAUAUAAAGAACUAGUGGGACUUUUAGUAUAUCAAAUUAUGGGGAUAAAAUGAUGAUUAAUUCACAUAACUAUAACUAAGAAUUAUUCUUUUCCUUU
Messenger RNA from Momordica charantia (bitter melon), 1212 nucleotides. RefSeq names its product red chlorophyll catabolite reductase, chloroplastic. NCBI's taxonomy places the organism in Eukaryota, Viridiplantae, Streptophyta, Magnoliopsida, Cucurbitales, Cucurbitaceae. Gene Ontology annotation, molecular function: red chlorophyll catabolite reductase activity. Gene Ontology annotation, cellular component: chloroplast. Gene Ontology annotation, biological process: chlorophyll catabolic process. The record is from RefSeq and is a predicted model, not a curated record.